Ostrinia nubilalis (European corn borer) is the source of this 2862-nucleotide messenger RNA. RefSeq names its product transport and Golgi organization protein 6 (gene Tango6). The transcript is spliced from 5 exons. The coding region runs from base 98 to 2842 and encodes 914 amino acids. Gene Ontology annotation, biological process: protein secretion. NCBI's taxonomy places the organism in Eukaryota, Metazoa, Arthropoda, Insecta, Lepidoptera, Crambidae. The record is from RefSeq and is a predicted model, not a curated record.
AUAAAACCUGGUGUUUAUUUUGUUGUGUGGAAUCACAUUCCCAGUGGAAUUGUGCCACAUUUCUUUUUAUAAUUACACAACAUAAUUUGCUCUAAAUAUGGCUAAAGUGUCCCAGAUAUUUUCCAACAUAGAAAAAAUUACACUUGAAGAUGGUCAAAAACAAUUUAUGUCAUCCUAUGUUAUAGAAGAUACUGUAAAUGAGAUUGAUCCUUAUAACAAUUGCUACAAAACGCAAAAAGCUUUCCUGACGAAAAUAAUAAAAGAAAUAGAUGAUCUCUCUACUGAAGUCAAUAAUGAUCCCACAAUUUUAAUAAGUGUCAAGAAUCAAAAACUGCUAAGAACUUGCUAUCAACUAAUAACAUCAAUAGGUUUUUCCCAAUGUUUGAUACCUGGAGUAGGUAUAAAUCUUUCAAAAAGAUGUUCUACUGCUAAAGUAUUGACUUCUGUAAAAUUCUCAGAUGAACAAAAAUAUGAAAUGCUCACUGAAUGCACAGACUUCUUCACAAGAAGUUAUACCAUUCCAGUACUGAAAAAAAUUAUAUUGACACUCCAUUUAUCAGAUUACUUAGCAGCCCUUAUACAAUUGUCAUUUGCCCCCCUGAAAAAACCUGGGAGUUAUGGUGAUUUUGUCAUGACCCAAGAAUUAUAUGAGAAACUUUCAAAAGAUAGAGAAAAGUAUAUGCAGACCUAUGAAUACUUAGUUGCAAAUAGUUUCCAACCAAUUCUAAUGAAGGAGCUUUUAGUGCUCCAAAGUGUCAGGGAACCAUCACCACCAAUGUUUGUGAAAAGAGUUGUUGCAAAGGAAAUGAGCAGGAGAUUGUUAGCACCUGGGGGGCUUCUAAGCUUAAUCAGAUGUUUCAUGGAGACCUAUGACAUUGACACUGGAUUUGACUGGAAGAAAAUUGAUAUGAUUUGCAAGAUUGUGUCAACAAAACAUGGAACAGAUUCAAAUGUUGCUUAUUUAAAUAACAUUUGCACUCAACUUUCACAAAUACUUACUUUCAACAACACUCAUUACUUAACUACAGCAAUAGCCUGUAUUUUAAGCAUUCAUGAAAAGUUUCCUGAAACAGAACCUGUAAAAGAGUUGAUCAAAGAAGUUUUCCAUGUCUUUGUUUACAAUGACUUGGUUUCUAAAUCAAACCUACCUGGUACCAUGUUGCUAACACCACAAGAAGUUGACCAUAAGGUUAACAUUUUAAAUGCCUGUCUCUGUGCAUCGAAAAUUGAUUGUCCUCCAUCUCUUGUACUGCCUAAUUUUCAUGUUUUGUUUUUACUUGGAAUGAAUUGUUCUAAAAACGAAGAAUUGAAAAUCAAGCUGAAAGAUAUUUUGCUCAAAUGUUUCGAACUGUUUAAUAAAGAACAAAUUGUGAUGUUAUUUAAAGACAUCUUGUUUGGAAAAGACAAAUCGAAAUUACUCUUUAAGAUUGAGGAAUAUGAUGCAGGGAUAUCCAUAAAGUGUAUUUCAACGGAUAUUGACUACCCUAAAGAAGAUGCUUUCCAGUACUUUUUGAAUUUACUGAAACUGUCCCCUGAUAAUAAUUUCGUUCAAACUAUUUUCGAAAUAUCUUUAUCGGCACUUAUUGAUCUUGAUGCCAAGAGAAAAAGAGUAGGAAAUAAAGGCGCAAUAUCAGCGGAAGGUGAACCAACAAUUUUUAAUGAAAUCGAUGAACAAUAUAUUACGGUGCUACAGCUCCUAUCAGAAUUAUCAUCAUCCCCCAAGAUACUCUCUUCUGUGAACAACAACCCAUCAACAGUACUCAAUUUUGUUGAACACUUCAUUAUGAAUAACCAAAAGCAUUCCCAUGAAGAAUGUGUUACAAUUGCCUUAGUAUUGUUAAACACAAUAUUAUCAAACUCUAAACAAACAGGGAAUUUGAAAAAGAGAUUUGAAAAAUUGAUACCUUUGCUAAAAUCAAUCUCAGCAGAUGAUUCUUCUAUGAACACUGUACUAUGUAAAGAAGCUUUAUCUUUGAUUAUGUCUGAAAAGACGAGUCAGGAUCAAGCUACGGAAUUCCAAAAAGCUAUUUCGGACGCAUUUGACAGUCUACUGCCUGUUAGAGCUCAUGGAAUGAUAGCCUUGACUAAACUAAUUGAUAGCAAAGACCUAGAAACAAUAUCGAAAAAGCACUACGUUUUCUGUUUGUUCCAGGAAUAUCUAAAAGACCCUGAUUCGUAUAUCUAUUUGGCGGCUGUUAAUGGUAUAGCUUCCCUUGGCACAUACUGCCCUGAAGAUGUUUUACAUGUUCUGUGUAAAGAAUUUCUCGAGAUAUCAAUAAAUGACCAGGAUGUUGCAACAAAAACUGAUCAAAAUAAAAUUGCUGAGCUCAGAAUGAAAAUUGGCGAUAUUAUCGUAAAGGUCACAAGAAGACUUGGUGAAUUGGCUAUAGUCCAUAAGACCAUCCUGUUGAACACAGUGUUGUGUGCAUGCAGAGAUGAAGACCCCCUAAUAAGAACCUCUGCAUUAUCUAAUUUAGCAGAAAUUUGUCUUGUGCUUCAUUACAAAAUCGGCUCUAUCAUUUAUGAGGUACUCUUGUGUAUUUGGUCCAUCCUAGAAACGGAUAAGGCAAUAGAGUGCAGAAGGGCGGCUGUGAUGGUCAUAUCGAGUCUUAUCAAAGGUUUGGGCAAAGAAGUCUUAAUACAGCUGAAAGAUAAUUUACUCCCAAUCUACAGAACUUUAAAAGACUUGUACAACAAUAAUGACGAAGACUCAGUUCUGCGUCUUCACGCACAGAUAGCUAUAGAGGAAUUAAAUUAUAUUGUCAAAGAUUUUAUAUUUCCUGACCUAAAGAUGGAAAAAGAAAUAUUUGUUUUAGACAAACCCAAUGAGAUAUUCAAUUAAAAUACGGUAAUAUACUUUAA